AAAACGCAAGCGGUAAAAUUUUCCCCGCUGGGUUUAUCCACCAAAAAAAAAAAAGUAAAAUUCCUGUAAAACCCUAGAACCCUGACUUGGUAGUUUCUUUCUUCUUCCACCCAAAACUCGAACAUAAGUGAGAAAAGAGGGAAAGUCGGAAAGAUGCGAGCUUCUCUUCGCCUGAGCCACCUCCGCCACCUCUCCACCACCACAUCUUCCCCAUCCAAUCCCAUAUCACGAGCCACAACCAAACUCCGUACUGAAUAUGACCCCGACAAAGCCCUCGAGAUCUACUCCUCCGCCUCGAAACACGAUUCCUCCCCUUCCUCGUCCCGCUACGCCCAGGAGCUCACUGUACGCCGCCUCGCCCAGUCCCGCCGCUUCUCCGACAUUGAAUCUCUCAUUGAGUCCCACAAAAAUGAUCCCAGGAUCACUCAAGAACCAUUUCUAUCCAAUCUCAUCCGUUCGUAUGGCCUUUCAGGCAUGUUAGAUCAUGCCAUCAAAACUUUUCAUCAAAUGGACGAACUGGGUACCCCCAGAUCUGCCAUUUCUUUCAACUCAUUGCUCAUGGCGUGCAAUGAGUCGCGGCAAUUUGAUAAGGUCCCCCAACUGUUCGAUGAAAUUCCCAAGAAAUAUCCUGUUUCACCUGAUGGUGUCUCGUAUGGUAUUUUGGUUAAAUCUUACUGUGAAGCGGGUUUGGCUGAGCAAGCCAUCGAUUCUCUGUUAGAAAUGCAGGAGAAAGGCAUAGAGGUGAAUACAGUGAUGUUUACCACGAUAUUGAAUGCUUUGUAUAAGAAGGGGAAAAGCGAGGAGGCCAACAAGUUAUGGAAUCAGAUGCUGAAGAAUGGGUGUGAAUUGGAUGUUGCUGUGUAUAAUGUGAGACUCAUGAACAUGCAAGGGGGUAAGCCAGAAGGAGUUAAGGAGUUGAUCAAUGAGAUGAGAAAUGUGGGUUUGAAACCAGAUAUCAUUAGUUAUAAUUAUCUCAUGACCUGUUAUUUUAAGAAUGGAAUGAUAGAGGAGGCUAAGAAGGUAUAUGAGGAUUUGAAGGGUAAUGGGUGUAACCCAAAUGCAGCGACUUUUAGGACUUUGAUAUUUUAUUUGUGUAGGAAUGAGGAGUAUGGGAAGGCAUAUAAGGUGUUUAAGAAGAGCGUGAGGAAGCGCAAGAUCCCGGAUUUUAACACUUUGAAGCAUUUGGUGGAAGGAUUGGCGAAGAAAAACAAGAUGGAAGAAGCGAAAGAGGUGAUCAGGACGCUGAAGAAUAAGUUCCCUACUAACUUUCUGAACGCCUGGAAGAAGGUUGAGGAGAAACUGGGUUUGGUUUCUACUGAAGCUACCAAUGCUGUUGCUGAAGAGGGUACAGGAUAGAGAUUGAUGCGGUUGCUUGCUUGUUUUUGUGCUGAGUCUGCUGUAUUUACCUGAUCUGUAGCUGCAAGUGACUUUUUAUGACUAGUGAUAGAGCAUGCGGGUUAGUCAUGUUUAUUCAUAAAUUGAGAGCUUGAAUGGUAUUCUUUUUUAGCCUCAGAAGGUUUUACAAGUAUCGACUGGAAUAGGUUG
This is a messenger RNA of Rubroshorea leprosula, 1545 nucleotides long. Lineage: Eukaryota; Viridiplantae; Streptophyta; Magnoliopsida; Malvales; Dipterocarpaceae. The record is from the annotation of a GenBank genome assembly.